Eubalaena glacialis (North Atlantic right whale) is the source of this 2740-nucleotide messenger RNA. It is a transcript of the gene AGPAT5, whose product is annotated as 1-acylglycerol-3-phosphate O-acyltransferase 5. Lineage: Eukaryota; Metazoa; Chordata; Mammalia; Artiodactyla; Balaenidae. The transcript is spliced from 9 exons. Gene Ontology annotation, molecular function: acyltransferase activity. The record is from RefSeq and is a predicted model, not a curated record. The coding region runs from base 359 to 1549 and encodes 396 amino acids. Gene Ontology annotation, cellular component: mitochondrion; endomembrane system.
CCCCCGGCAGGGGCAUAGGGUGACGGGAGAGGGUCAUGGGGUGUGAGUGAUCCUGAGCUCUCGAGCCCCCGAGGGCCGCGGCUUCCCCUUGCCCCGCGGCCGGGAGCAGCGCGCCGGGCCCCUCACUCGCCAGCCCGCCCACCGUCCAGCGGCGGCGCGGCCCAUGCGGCUGGGGGCGGAGGCCGGAUCCGGCGCGGGCUGGGCGUCUCAGGGGCGGCCGGCGGCCCGGCGAGGUGAGGGGGCGGCGGCGGGGCCCGGCCCAGCCCGGUGAUUGGCCGCCGACUGAGGGCCGCCGGGCGGCCGGCGGCGGCGGGGCGGGGAAGAGCCGGCGGAGCCUUCCGCGUGCGGAGCCGGGAAGAUGCUGCUGUCCCUGGUGCUCCACAUGUACUCGAUGUGCUGCGUGCUGCCGGCCGCCGUGCUCCUGGGCACGGCUCCCACCUACGUGCUGGCCUGGGGGGCCUGGCGGCUGCUCUCCGCCUUCCUGCCCUCGCGCUUCUACCAGGCGGUGGACGACCGGCUCUACUGCAUCUAUCAGAGCAUGGUGCUCUUCUUCUUCGAGAACUACACCGGCGUGCAGAUAUUGCUAUAUGGAGAUUUGCCAAAAAACAAAGAAAACAUAAUAUAUUUAGCAAAUCAUCAGAGCACAGUUGACUGGAUCGUUGCUGAUAUUUUGGCUAUCAGGCAGAACGCUCUCGGACACGUGCGCUAUGUGCUGAAAGAUGGGCUGAAAUGGCUUCCAUUGUAUGGGUGUUAUUUUUAUCAGCAUGGAGGGAUCUAUGUAAAGAGAAGUGCCAAAUUCAAUGAAAAGGAAAUGAGAAAAAAGCUGCAGAGCUACAUCAAUGCAGGAACUCCAAUGUAUCUUGUGAUUUUUCCAGAGGGAACAAGGUAUAAUCCAGAACUAACAAAAGUCAUUUCAGCUAGUCAAACAUUUGCUGCUCAAGAAGGCCUUCCAGUAUUAAAACAUGUGCUGACACCAAGAAUAAAGGCAACUCAUGUUGCUUUUGAUUCUAUGAAGAAUUACUUAGAUGCAAUUUAUGAUGUUACAGUGGCUUUUGAGGGGACUGUGGAUGAUAAAGGGCAGCGGAAAGAAGCGCCGUCCAUGGCUGAAUUUCUCUGCAAAGAAUGUCCAAAAAUUCAUAUUCACAUCGAUCGUAUAGACAAAAAAGAUGUCCCAGAAGAACAAGUAUACAUGAAAAGAUGGCUUCAUGAACGUUUUGAAAUAAAAGAUAAAUUGCUUAUAGAAUUCUAUGAUUCACUGGACCCAGAAAGAAGAAACAAAUUUCCCGGAGAAAGUGUUAAUUCUAAACUAAGUCUCAAGAAGACCUUACCAUCAUUCUUGAUCUUAAGUGGUUUGACUGCUGGUAUGCUUAUGACCGAGGCUGGAAGGAAACUAUAUGUAAAAACAUGGAUUUAUGGAACCUUAAUUGGCUGCUUGUGGUUUCCACUGUCUUCGAGUUCUUUUCCUUUGGAUCACCGGCAGGGGUGCGGCUCGGGGCUGCCACAGGGGCUCACGGGAAAGCACUGUGUCGCCAGCCAGCGUUUGUCCUGAUGCAGAGCUGAACCAUUUAAGCUCUCGUGAGCCAGCCCACCAUCCACAGCAAAGGCAUUUUGUAUUCGUCUUAUGUCAAGAAAUCACCUUCCUCAAGCCAGUGAAGUACAGACUUAAUCCAUCAGGACGGAGUAAAUUUGUUUCGUUCCCAUUGGUAUUAAUGGGGCCACACAAUUCAUCUGUAUCACCUGAAAAGAAGAGCUUUGUUUCAGGAACCAAAUCACAUAAUUUUCAGUCAUGGAACAAUAAAUCCCCUACAAGAGGACCUUUUUUAAAGUGUGAUCUGCUCUAUUUUUAAUGUUACAAUUCAAGCUUGAUUGCCUACUGGUCAUUUAAGAUACCAGUUCUGCUUCCGAGUAAUGGAUUUUUAUCACCAUUUAAAUCAUGAUAAACAAAAUGGAAACACAAAUUAAGGGAAAUUUGGUCUGAUUUUCCAGAACCAGAGUAAGCCAUUUCAAGUAACCCCUCUGAAGAGUUGGGUGGUAUGAAUUGGUUUGUGUAUGUUAGUAUGUGUGUAUGUAUUGAUACACACAUUCCCACAGGAUACAGUUGGCCUCAUUAUGAAUGCGGGUGCAGGUAAAACUUUUGUUCUCAUGCCAAAUUGCAAUUUUCUCUUACCCUGUAAAGUGCAAUUUAGAUCAAUCCCAUGUCUUCGUUAAAUACUCUUUUUAACGGUCCUAAACUUAGAAACUAUUUCUAAUUAGAUCACAAUAAAUGUAAGUUGUGUAACUUACUUUGAAUGUCAUGGAUAUGUUCUCAAUUUAAAUUUUAAGAAGCAAUACCAUUGGAAUCAUGUUGAUUAUAACUGAUUUGAAGAAGGCCAAGUGAACUGCAUAAGAUCACUUGAACAGCAUGUUUCUUGUAACUAUCCUUAUAUUCUUCUCACAAAAGGUCUAUAAAAUGUUUAAAAUUUUUUUGUAUCAAAAUAUUUGGAAAAUUAGAAGCUUCUUUUUAACGUGUAUUGAUAUGACUUGAAUUAUUAUUUUAUGAAAUUAAGAGCCCUAUAUACCUGUAAAUCUUUUCACAUAAUAUCAUUUAAGCUUUUGUUUGUGUUACUCUUGAUUUGCAGCUUAGUUAGUACUUGGUUUAUCUUUAAAAAAAUGCAGCCAAUGUGCAUGCUUUUAUGUUUUUCGCAGAAGGGUGUGUUUGGAUGAAAGUAAAAGAAAAAAUAAAAUCUUUCACUGUCUCUAA